Molecule: messenger RNA, 1757 nt
Organism: Lolium rigidum
Lineage: Eukaryota; Viridiplantae; Streptophyta; Magnoliopsida; Poales; Poaceae
Product: probable flavin-containing monooxygenase 1
Exons: 5
Coding region: 70-1629 (519 amino acids)
Molecular function (GO): N,N-dimethylaniline monooxygenase activity; flavin adenine dinucleotide binding; NADP binding
Source: RefSeq, a predicted model, not a curated record
CCGUCUUGUUCGUAGACCAGCUGCAGUAGUCCAUAGCAAGAUAUUUUACAGAUCUGCCGGCCGAGAUCGAUGGAGAGGAAGAGAGUGGCCAUCGUCGGCGCCGGCGUGAGCGGCCUGGCGGCGUGCAAGCAAUUGCUUGAGCGCGGGUGCCGGCCGGUCGUCUUCGAGGCCGACACCGUCCUCGGCGGCGUGUGGGCGCACACGCCGGAGUGCACCACGCUGCAGACGGCGCGGCCCAUGUACCAGUACUCCGACUUCCCGUGGCCCGACUCCGUGACGGAGAUGUUCCCGGACCACCGCCAGGUCAUGGACUACCUCGGCGGCUACGCGCGCCAUUUCGGCGUGCUCGACUGCGUCAAGUUUGGUCACCGGGUGCUCGGGAUGGAGUACGUCGGCGUCAGCGAGAAGAAGGUGGCGGCGUCGGAGGAGUGGGGCGGGACCGGCGGGGCCUUCGGCUCUGGCGAUGGCGAGUGGCGACUCGAGGUGGCCAACGCUGAUGGAGAUGUCCAGGCAGAUAUUGUAGAUUUUGUGGUUCUUUGCAUUGGGAGGUUUAGUGGUUUGCCCAACAUACCAAGUUUCCCUUCAGGAAAAGGUCCGGAAGCAUUUGAUGGCCAGGUGAUGCACUCUAUGGACUACUCCCAAAUGGGCAGCGAGAAAGCUAAAGAUAUGAUGGAGGGCAAACGUGUUACCAUAGUUGGAUACCUAAAAUCAGCACUUGACAUUGCUGCCGAAUGUGCAGCAGUGAAUGGUACUGAGCAACCAUGCACAAUGAUAGUCCGAACAAAGCAUUGGAACAUACCAGACUACUACGCUUGGGGUGUCCACAUAUCAAAGCUGUAUCUAAAUCGCUUUGCUGAGCUCCUUAUUCACAAGCCCGGUGAAGGCUUCCUCCUGAGCCUCUUGGCAACCACCUUAACUCCGUUGAGGUGGAUAUUUACAAAAUUCGCUGAGAGCUACUACUCCAUUCCAAUGAAGAAGUACGGCAUGGUGCCUGACCAUAGCCUUUUUGAGGCACUGGUGGCAUGCUUGGUUGCCAUUGCGCCCAAGGAUCACUACAAGAGACUAGAUGAAGGUAGCAUUGUUCUGAAGCAAUCAAAGACCUUUACCUUUUGCAAGGAAGGUGUGCUUCUUGAAGGUGAAUCUUCACCAACAAGAAGCGACAUUGUGAUCUAUGGAACUGGAUACAAGGGUGAUGAGAAGAUCAAUAAUAUGUUCAAAUCAGAAUACUUUCGGAGUAUUGCAGUUGGGUCAACAUCCACAACCUUACCUCUCUAUAGGGAGUGCAUACACCCUAUGAUCCCGCAGCUCGCGGUCCUCGGUUAUUCAGAAAGCUUGUCAAAUCUUUACACAACAGAAAUUCGGGCCAAGUGGCUCACACAUUUCAUGGAUGGUGGCUUUAGAUUACCAUCUAUUAAAGCAAUGCAAAAGGAUGUUCUGGUGUGGGAAAAGUUCAUGAAGCGCUAUUCUCGCGGUUACUUCCGAAGGUCAUGCAUUAGCAUCCUUAACAUCUGGUACAACGAUCAACUAUGCAAGGACAUGGGAUGCAACCCAAGAAGGAAGAAUGGCUUCUUCGCAGAGUUGUUCGAGGUUUAUGGUCCCGGUGAUUAUGCCAAUCUCCACCCUGAAUAAACCUAUCUGCCUUAUGCACAUCAUGUAUCCGCUUGUUUCGGUUCUUGCACGGUUUCUUGGUAAACCAUUGGGUGCAACUUGUGAGCAACAACUCGUACAAUAUGAAAGUCUUAUCCAUGUUAAUUUCA